AUGCUAAAACGAUCGCGAUCUAAAAGCGAAUCUAGUGGUAGUGAUAGCACUGGAAAAACAUUAUUGUCUACUAUGUCAACUUCAACUUCAUAUUUCGGUGAUAGAAAACGAUCAUGUGUAUUUACGACUGACGCAUGUCAAAUAUUAAAUGAAUUGAGAAAAAAUAAUAUGUUAUGUGAUGCAAAAAUCUCAAGCAAAAAACAUAUGACUGAAGAAUCCGUGAAAUUUCCGAUUCAUCGAUUUAUCUUAGCUGCUUCUAGUCCAUAUUUUCACAUGGCUUUUACAAAUAUGCAACAUAGUGAAAAUUUAUUUUUACAAUUAGAUAUCGAAUACGAUGCUCUUGAAUCUUUACUAGAUUACAUUUACACACGUAAAUGUAGCUUAACUUUAGAUAAUGUUAAUAGAAUAAUUGAUGCAGCAAAACUAUGUCAAAUGACAAGUUUAUUUCAAUAUUGUUGUGAAUAUCUUAGACAUAAUUUAAAUGAUGACAAUAUUUUUUAUUUAUACAAUUUUGCUAAAAUGCAUUCAAAUUCAAAGUUAUCAAAUGCAACCUACGAAUAUUUAAUGCGACAUUUUAUCGAAAUAACAAAAAUAAAUAAAAGUUUUCUAAAACUCUCUAUUGAAGAACUUAUUGGAUUUAUUUCAAAUAAUGAUUUGAAUGUACGUAACGAAGAAAUUCUAUUUAGUGCAUGUAUUAAAUGGAUUGACUAUGAUACUGAAAAACGAAAAUCAUUUAUUGCACGAUUGAUUCGUAAUUUACGUCUUGGUUUGAUUCCAUUGCAAUUAUUUAUGACUAAAAUAAAACAACAUUCAUAUAUUAAAGAUAACGAUGAAUGCAAACCGAUUGUAGGAGAAACACUCAGAUUGUUAUAUAAAUUAGAUAACAAUGGACUAAUGGAUGCAGACAUCGAUUGUCCAUUUAUUCGUCCUCGGCAUGCACAUGAAAUGAUUUUUGCCUACGGUGGAUGGUCAGGCGGUAAUGCAACAAACAUGCUUGAAGCUUAUGAUAUUCGAGCUGAUAAAUGGGUAGUGAUUUCAACAGAUCAAGUUCCACCACGUGCUUAUCAUGGUUGUAUUACAGUCGGUAAUAAAAUGUAUGUUAUCGGUGGUUUUGAUGGCACUGAGUAUUUUAAUUCAUGUCGUACAUUUAAUUUAAUUGAUCGCGUAUGGAAUGAAAUAGCACCGAUGAAUGAACGACGAUGCUAUGUUAGUAUCGCUUAUUUAAAUGGUUUACUCUAUGCAAUGGGUGGUUUUAAUGGGCAUGUCAGACAAAGUACAGCCGAGAAAUAUUUAUUUGAAACUAAUCAAUGGUCAACUAUUUCUCCGAUGCGUGUACAACGAAGUGAUGCAUCAGCGUGUACACUUAAUGAUCUAGUUUAUAUUUGCGGUGGUUUUGAUGGACAAGAAUGUUUACAAACAGCAGAAUAUUAUAAUCCAAUUACGAAUCAAUGGACAAUGAUACAACCGAUGAAUAGUCGUCGAAGUGGCGUUGGUGUGAUUACUUAUCAUGGUUUCAUUUAUGCCAUUGGAGGUUUCAAUGGUACAUCACGUCUAAGCACAGGGGAACGAUAUAAUCCAAACAUGAAUAUUCUUGAUGAUCUUAUGUUUGCCAUUGGUGGAUUCAAUGGCUUAACUACAGUAUCGAAUGUUGAAUGUUAUGAUGAUAAAACAAGCGAAUGGUACGAUAUAGCUGAUAUGAAUUUGUUUCGUUCAGCAUUGAGUGCUUGUAUUGUUGAUGGAUUAACGUAUACUAAAAUAUUUCUUCAUUCAAAUGACACAUCGAUGACAAAUAGUUAUUCCACAUCUUUUGUCUCAUUAUCAACUAUAAGAACAAUUCCAUCAUUAGCUGUCGGUUUACCUUCAGUUCCAUUGACCAGUCAUAAUCAGAGCUUGAGAAAUUUUAGUCAUAGUCGUAUUCAAUAA
Rotaria socialis is the source of this 1923-nucleotide messenger RNA. The record is from the annotation of a GenBank genome assembly. Lineage: Eukaryota; Metazoa; Rotifera; Eurotatoria; Philodinida; Philodinidae.